Leopardus geoffroyi (Geoffroy's cat) is the source of this 2032-nucleotide messenger RNA. RefSeq names its product chromosome C1 C2orf66 homolog (gene CC1H2orf66). Bases 1551 to 1850 code for a protein of 99 amino acids. The transcript is spliced from 3 exons. Lineage: Eukaryota; Metazoa; Chordata; Mammalia; Carnivora; Felidae. The record is from RefSeq and is a predicted model, not a curated record.
UCUCUCUCUCUCAAAAUAAAUAAACAUUAAAAAAAUUUUUUUAAGUUUGUUGAAUUAAUUAACAAAGGAAUAAAUAAAUGAAGGUCAUUAGUGACUUGCCCAGGAUUGAUAUAGCCAGACAGACCAUGGCCAGGCAUUCUAAAUUUUAGUGCAUGUUACUAGCCUUCUCACAAAGACCUUGUCCUCAAUUGUUCUGAAUUACUGCAACCAAAGCAACUUCACAACUCAUGUCCAAUUUCUCGACCCUACCAUUUUCUAAGGAUGGAAUUUAUGCAGCAAGGAGAUGCGAUAUGUAUAGCAAUUUUUUUCCAAGAAAUACAUGCUAUCUUUUUGCUCUAUUUCGAAGGGUUUUUUUUUUAUGAUAAACCAUGCCGCUAUUUAAAACUUGUAAAGCUUUUUGAGAUUCUCAGAAGAAAUAUAAGGCAUAGAUCACAAAGAACAGUUUUAUCUCUUGCAAUAGGAUUUCCUGUUCAAAAAAAUGAUGUUAAUUUGAAAAGCUGAUACCUCCAAAAGAGCAUUCUAUUAGGUGGGUAAUCAUCAUCAUAUUGCCAUCUGCUGUGUAUACCCUUCUCUUAAGAAUGAAAAAGUAAAAAUCCACUUUGUUGUGUACAAGUGCCUUGCGUGUUUUAUAAAAUCCACAUAAAAUGGUCAGUGGUUGGAGGAGAGGCUCCUGUAUUUAUAAGACAAAUAAGUUCACUGUCACCCCUGAAGAAACUUGAAGAUAUGAUUCUCAGGGGUGUUUGGUGCCUUGGAUGAAAAUGGAAUCAUUAUUUUUCAACUUCCCCUGCUCACGUCAUUGACUCCCACCUGCAGCCGGUCCAUUGGUUAUAAGUAGCCAUAAAUGGCCUUGCAGAUUGUAAGCAGGGUAGCCAACCAGGACCAGCAAAGCCAAACUUCUGGUAAGCUUUAUUAGCCCUUUCUGUGUAUUUCAUUUCCAUUUCACAUUUUGGAGUCAGAGACAAUCCAUACUUAUGCUGAUGUGGUGUGAGUCUGUCUGAGAUGUGUGUAUAAGGUGCAUUUCUCAGUUUUUAGUAUAUCUUUUGUUUUUUCUCCUCCUCCUCCUCCUCCUCCUCCUCCUCCUCCUCCUCCUUUGUUUAUUGAGACUGCUAUCUUAAUACAUGCGUAUGCUUUUUUUUUUUUUUAAGACUUGCACUUUCUUUGGAGACAACAAAGUGCAUUUUUUUCGAAGAUGAAAAAGCGUACUCAGACUUUCUGGGUUGUAUUCAUAAUUGCUUUGCUCAUCACUGUAUAACAUUAUCAUCAUAGACUCCUUUAAGCUAAUAAACUGGAUUUGGGGGUCUUCAUAUGCAAAUAAACAUGGGGAAAAAAGGGCUGCAAAAUUCAGGUGCACCAAUAUACUAUUUUUUCCUCCCUGUCUCUCUAAAAAUGUUUCCUCUUUCUCUUUUUACUUUCGCCCUCCCUUCUCUCCUCCUCCCUCUUCCUUCACCUUCCUGCUACCCCUCCAACUCCUCCUUCUUCUUUUCUUUCCCUCUUUUCUCUCAGACCAUUGAUAUCUCCCGAUCCUGCCUUCCACUCAGCUUCGUUCCACCAUGCCCAAAGCAGUCCUGCUGCUGUGUAUUGUCCUGGUGCUACUUGGGCUUGUGCCUGGAGCCACAGUGAGAAACGGAGAGAAAUGGAAGCCGCUCAACAAUCCCCGGAACAGAGAGCUGUUUUUCAGAACCCUUCAGGCAUAUCUUAAGGGAAGAGGUCUUGAUCUUGGGAGAUUUCCGAACACUUUCUCCAUGAAUGAGAAUCCCAGACCCCUCUCUUUCCAAUCAGAACUUCUUGCUUCUGCAUUUGCAGAUUAUGAAGAGCAGAAAAACUCCUUUCCUAAUUACGUCAAAGGCUGAAUGUUUCCUCUGAACACAGGUGUCUGGCUAUUUUAAAACUACAGAUCAAGCUUCCCAUCAGAAAAAAUUCAAUCAUGGUCAUGGCUAAACCUUUUCCCUCUCCACUUUUGUCAAUUUAUAAUGGUUUUAUUCUACAUUUCCAGAUUUACAUUUAAAUGGGUCGAGCUUUGGGACAUAUGUGA